GUCAUCUUGCUUGCGGACAGCAAUGCCGGUCUGCAUGAGAAAUCCGACGUGGGCAUCCUAGAGGACCUGGCGCUGCUGCCUCCGCACACGCGUGUGCCGACCCUCUGGUACGACUACAGGACAUGCUGCUACAACAUAGGCUUCCGGGCCUUCUUCGACAGAGUGGGCGCAAACUUUGGCAAGAAGUUGGAUCUGAUCCGUGAUGACGAAUACCGCGCCCUAUCUGGGGAUUUUCGCCAUGCACCGCCGUUCGCUCAGGUCAACUUUCCCAACAGCAACGCCUUGGGAGCGUUUCACCAUCCCAUCUUGGCCCACCUUGUGCUGUGA
Molecule: messenger RNA, 327 nt
Organism: Symbiodinium necroappetens
Lineage: Eukaryota; Dinophyceae; Suessiales; Symbiodiniaceae
Source: the annotation of a GenBank genome assembly